AGUAAAAUAUGUUUUCUGCAAUAAAGGCAAUUCAGGAUUUCUAAACCCAAACCCCGCUGCCAAUGCCCAAAACUGCCAAAGCCCCCCAGGUUUGUGGCUGUGAGAAGGAUCAGGAGGUUUUUCCACCUGGCUGAGCAUUUCAUUGCAAAAUGUGUGAGCAGAUGAGAUCAGAGCCAGAUCUGAAGCAUCAAACCCAAACAUGUCCACGACAGCAGGUUCCAGCUCCCAUUAAAAUCAUUAGGGGAAGGUAAUGAAGGAAGUGUUAACUAACUGGAAGGAGUUUAAUUCCUGCUGCAAGAGCUGGGUGGGAGGGUCCCAGCAGUGAAACUGGUCCUCUGGGCUCCGAGAUGAAAGGGAAGGCGGAAUGUGCAGGUUGUGCCAGGCAGAGAUUUCGGUGAUUUUGCAAAGCAAGGAGGGUUUCAUCACUCGGGGAGUUGGGCUGUGGCUCAGCCCCCCCAGGCCAUCUCCAGGGCUCUAUAAAAGCAGCAGCUACCCAGGGCUGUUCCAUCUCACCCUCCUGCCUCUCUCCUCCACACCGGGAUCACCUCCCUCCCUGAAGAGAAGAUGUCCUGCUACGACGUGUGCCCCACCACCCCCAGCAUCUCCUGCCCCCAGCCCGUGGCCAACAGCUGCAACGAGCCGUGCGUGCGGCAGUGCCCCGACUCCACGGCCUUCAUCCAGCCGCCGCCCGUGGUGGUCACCUUCCCCGGGCCCAUCCUCAGCUCCUUCCCCCAGCAAGCCGUGGUGGGCUCCGCGGGGGCACCCGCCUUCGGGGGCUCCCUGGGGCUGGGGGGCCUCUACGGGGGCUCCCUGGGCUACGGGGCCCAGUUUGGGUCCGGGGCCCAGUUCGGGUACGGGAGCCCGGCCCUGGCCGCGCUCGGCAGCAGCUCCUGCGGCCCCUUCUCGUCGCGCCGCUACAGCCGCGUCCUCCGCAACGUCUGCGGGCCCUGCUGAGCCCCCA
Molecule: messenger RNA, 961 nt
Organism: Pseudopipra pipra
Lineage: Eukaryota; Metazoa; Chordata; Aves; Passeriformes; Pipridae
Product: scale keratin-like
Exons: 2
Coding region: 565-954 (129 amino acids)
Cellular component (GO): intermediate filament
Molecular function (GO): structural constituent of cytoskeleton
Source: RefSeq, a predicted model, not a curated record